AUGCAAUCCUAUACUACAAUUGUUAUUCUAAUAGUCUGUUUUGGAUGUUUGUUGGCAGCAAAUGCACAAAUGACAUUUUCUGAUGGAUGGGGCAAACGUUCAGUACCUUCAACAUUUGCUUUACGUUCACCUACAAAACGUCACCCACCUCCAGAUUUUGUUCCGCUAACUGGAGCACGAGGGCCAGUCAACGAGUUUUUUGCGGGUGGAGAAGAGGAUGCAAUGAACCCAGCUAUGGAAGCCUGUCAUGUUGGUUAUGCCCAACGGUUGGUUCAAUUGCAUGAACAAAUGCUGUCUCUGUAUGACACAUACCAACAAUGUCAAGUUAAAGCAAUGGGGACACAAACAAAGGUAUAUAAAAUAUUUUGA
Messenger RNA from Meloidogyne enterolobii, 369 nucleotides. The record is from the annotation of a GenBank genome assembly. NCBI's taxonomy places the organism in Eukaryota, Metazoa, Nematoda, Chromadorea, Rhabditida, Meloidogynidae.